CCAAGGCGUAUAAGUUUUCUCUAUCCUCGUUUAGAUUCUUCGAUGCUUCUGAACCAGUAGAACUUCUUCUGCAGCAUUUCAAAAAGCAAACCCUAAAAAUGUGUUUUUCAAUUUCACUGUGAAUUUUGUAUUUAUGUCGCUGAAUUUACAUAUUGUUUCUGUUUCUGAUGUCUUUGUUUUGCUAGAUUUUGGUGGAUUGUGCUCUGUAGUGAAAGCUCUGUUCUUCAUCAGUGAAGCUUUUGAGGAUUUAUUAAAGAGUUGUUUGAAAAGGUAGACCCCUUGAAGACAAAGAGGUCUUUGGGUGGACACGAAUGGCACUGCCACUAAAGGGUUCCCAGAACUAGCUCACCAUAUGCGGGAUGAGGAAAAAGGGGCGACGGCCGGAAUUCCUGUUAAUGGACAGGGCCUCUUUGUGGCAGACAAGUCAUUGAUAAAUGUGGAUACUAAAGAUGUAACCAAUGUGGGAAUAGAGUUGGCCCAGGCCCAGGCUGUUCUGCAGAGGAAGCAGCAACAGCCUCAAGGGCCUCAAGGACCAGUGGUUUGCUGGGAGCAGUUUCUUCCUGUUAGGUCUCUCAAGGUUCUGCUGGUGGAAAAUGAUGACUCAACUCGCCAUGUUGUCAGUGCAUUGCUUCGAAAUUGCAGCUAUGAAGUGACGGCUGUAGCAAAUGGUUUAGAAGCUUGGAAAAUCUUACAAGAUUUAACCAAUCACAUUGAUUUCGUUUUGACGGAGGUUGCCAUGCCAUAUUUAUCAGGCAUUGGUCUCUUAUCCAAGAUUGUGAGACACAAAACUUGCAACAAUAUCCCUGUGAUUAUGAUGUCAUCUAAUGAUUCUAUGGGUAUAGUCUUUAAGUGUUUAUCAAAGGGUGCAGUUGACUUCUUAGUGAAGCCUAUCCGAAAGAAUGAGCUUAAAAACCUCUGGCAGCAUGUGUGGAGGAAAUGCCACAGUUCUAGUGGGAGUGGGAGUGAAAGUUGCAUUCAGACCCAAAAAUCCGUGAAGUCAAAAAAUACUGAAGGGUCAGAGAAUAACACUGGCAGCAAUGAUGAGGAUGACAAUGGGAGCAUCGGUCUGAAUGGAAGUGAUAAUGGAAGCGGCACUCAGGGCAAUGGACCCUUGACCCAUCAAUCUGUAUAUGGGCAGGAGUUUCACAUAAAGCAAAGGAACAAGGACAUAAAGGACUGUGCUCAGCCUGACAGUGUCUUUGUCCAGGCUUACAGUUGGUACACCAGUAAGGAAACUCUGUGGGUUAGCAAAGGCUUGAACUUUUAUGUACAAAGGUCCACUCAGAAGAUUAUGCAGUUCCAUGAACCUCUGUUGAAGGACACCCUAGUCAAAAGUUCUUGGUCAAAGAAGGCAGCAGAAGUUGACAGCCCACAACCGAUGUUACCAUGGGAUCAGUUAGCAGAUCCCCCUGAUAGCACUUGUGCUCAGUUUAUUUCCUUAAUGCCUGAAGCCUUUAGCAAUAACUGGGUGCCUAGAGCUGACAAAGUGGACUGCCACAAACAGGACAAUGCACUUGCAAAUGCUGCAAUGGGCAAAGACUUGGAGAUUGGAGUUCCUGGAAAUUCAGAUCUCCAGAUUGAAGAUCCAAGAAAAAGAGCAUUGAACAGUAUGGCAGGUACUAAUAAGGACAAAUUUUCUGAUUUAGACUUAAAGAGAGAUUGCGAGACACCAGAAAAGAUGAAACUGGAGUUCAACACUGAGGUACCAAAUCAUGAAUUGAGGAAUGAAGCUGCUGAUUUUACGGUUUCCAUCGUCAAUGGUACUAUUCAUCAUGUGAAAAGUGUAGCUGCUGCAGUUCCAAAUAACCUGUCUAAGACCACCAACAUGAAAGAUAAGGCCACAUGUGAUAUUGAGGAAAUGGAUUUCCUUGAUCUCGGCCUCAAGAGACCCAGAGAUGUAGGAUAUAAUGGAACCAGUACGGGGAAGUGCAAUGUUUUGAGACAUUCAGCAGGCCUUUCAGCCUUCUCUAGGUAUAACACCUUUUCAACUGCUAAUCAGGCUCCAACUGGGAACGUAUGCUGCUGUUCUCCACUUGAUAAUAGCUCAGAAGCAGCAAAGACAGAAUCAGCACACAAUUUACAAUUUCGGUCAACUGGCACUCCUAAUCAUUCUUCUAAUGGCAGUAGCAACAACAAUGAUAUGGGUUCCACUACAAAUGGCAUUUUCACCAAGCCAGAAGCAUUUAGUGAUAAGCCGAUACCCAAAUCUAUGGGUAAGGUUGAUGCCACAACAGUGAACACUGUCUUGACACAAGCAAGGGCAAUGCACCAGCAGGUCCAAGUCCAGCACCACCAUCACCAUUACCACCAUCAUCACCAUCAUGUCCACAACAUGCAGCAACAACAGCAACUGCCCAAGAAUGAUGAUUUAUCUUCAAGAAACAUGGUUGCAGCAGCUCCACAUUGUGGGGCAUCCAACAUGUUAGAUACACAAAUCGAAGGAAAUGCUGCUAAUUAUGGGAGUGCUUCUGGAAGUAACAGCAGGAGUAAUGGGCAAAAUGGUAGCAGCACUGCUGUGAUGGCUGAAGGAGUAAAUGUGGCAAAUGAUGAUGGAGUAGCGGAAAAUUGUGGAGCGGUAAGUGGAAGUGGCAGUGGAAGCAGGAGUGGGGUAGAUCAAAACUGUUUUUCACAGAGAGAGGCUGCUUUGACCAAAUUCCGCCAGAAGAGGAAAGAAAGAUGCUUUGAAAAAAAGGUCAGAUACCAAAGCAGGAAGAGACUUGCAGAACAAAGACCACGUGUUCGAGGGCAAUUUGUUCGACACGCUGUUAAUGAAGACACAACCCAGGGCAUAUAAUGCUAACCCUGCCCUUCUGCCUAAAGGUGCGUUUGGAAUAUGUACAUGAAUAUUCGUACAAAUUGCAUAUAUAGUAGGGAGCAUUUUGAUUCCAUGGUGGUGAUGUGAUGACUUUUGAAUGUAUUUAUGUUGUCUGACUUAUAUGACUGCUACUACUAAUAGACAGGUGGUUUUGAUCCCCUUUGCUAGAGGGAUUUUAAAAAUAUCUCUGUAAAUUUUUUGCUUCUUCAGGUUUUUUUCGCUUCUUGCCUGCUUUUCACUGUAUUUGAGCUCAUCUGUUCUUAUCUCUUGAACUGUUUUCUGGGUUUGGAACUGUACCAAAUUUGCCCAUACAACCAUCCAACAACAGAGACCACACUUGGGAAAGGAAGAUGGUUGGUAUCUAAGGAAAUCUGUGAUGAUUUUUGACAGAUUAAACAUCACCCAUUUAAUCUGAGAGAGAGAGAGAGAGAGAGAGACUGACCUCUUGGUGAGGAGCUUUGAGAAACUUUGAUUUGUGCAGCACUGCAGCUAUGGCCACCUCUUUCAAC
Molecule: messenger RNA, 3324 nt
Organism: Ilex paraguariensis (yerba mate)
Lineage: Eukaryota; Viridiplantae; Streptophyta; Magnoliopsida; Aquifoliales; Aquifoliaceae
Source: the annotation of a GenBank genome assembly